Drosophila suzukii is the source of this 745-nucleotide messenger RNA. RefSeq names its product c-Myc-binding protein homolog. Lineage: Eukaryota; Metazoa; Arthropoda; Insecta; Diptera; Drosophilidae. Gene Ontology annotation, molecular function: transcription coactivator activity. Gene Ontology annotation, biological process: regulation of DNA-templated transcription. The record is from RefSeq and is a predicted model, not a curated record. Gene Ontology annotation, cellular component: nucleus.
GUCUGCAGCCCUGGUUUCCCUUGAAGGCUUGACUUUGGUAUAUUUCGAAGUUGUAGUUUCGGUCAUACCACCUGUCUCCAUUUUUGCAAAGAUGUCCUUUAAGCCCAUUGAUCCGAAGCGCGACGAGAUCCGGCGUUACCUGGAGCGCGGCAGCGUUCUGGACUCGCUGACCAAGAUCUUCAUACGCGUGAUUAAGGAGAGGCCCGAGAAUCCGAUGGAGUACAUCCGGAACCACAUCGGCGUGGUGCGCCACCAGCACGACAAGUACGAGCGCCUGCAGCAGGACCUGCAGCUGGCCAACGACGAGAUCCAGCGGCUGCGUGGCAUCAUUAACAGCAUCAAUCCGGAGGUGCUCCAGGGCCACCAGCCCUUAACCAUCCCAACUGAGGUGGUGUCUCCCGAAGCACAGGAGGUCGCUGCAGAGCCAACUGAAGUCGCGGAGCUCCAGGAGAACGGGGAGAACAGCCCAGAGAAACCUGGAGAAAGUCCACCAGCCGUUGCCGAGGUUACAGCUGCCUUGGAGGCCUGCCAGGUGGAGGAGAAAGCGGAGGCCACCAAGGAGGAGGUUGCCGCUCAGCCAAGCCCAUCCGUCCAAGUUGAGGCCAGCAGCUCCAACGAGUAGAUCUCGAAAGCCAGCAGCUCACUAGAUCACACCAAAAACAUCCCAUUAGAACGCAUCCAUUUAGAACAAAUGUUAAGUAUUUUCCUAAAUGUAAAUGUAAAUAAAGCGAAAUUAAAAACUGAA